AUGACUCUGAAGUUAAUUAUUCUUUUUUUAAUCGUUGGCUAUACAGUUGGCUACAGAAUUGCUAGUGAAGUAUGUCCACUUCCAUCAAGUCUCAAGCCAAAUUAUGAUUUCAAUUGGAAAUCAAAAUCAAAUGAAUGGUCGAAUACACAGGCGGAAACAAGUUAUAUUAUGCUUGCAUUAUCAUGGAGUCCAACAUUUUGUGCAUCACUUUCUCAAUCAGCACGUGAGAACAAAUUUCAAUGUCAUCCAAGUAAUUCAUUCGGUUUGAUUGUUCAUGGAUUAUGGCCUCAAGCAUUGAAAGCUCCCAAUGUUCGAGCUCAUCCACGAAAUUGUCGUGAUGAACCUCAAUUAAAUGCAACAUUUGUUAAAAGAUAUUUCUGUAUUAUGCCUGAUGAAGAUCUUGUUCAAGGAGAAUGGGAAAAACACGGUACUUGCUACUAUUCAGCGGCGGUUGAUUAUUACACAGUGACGGAAAACCUGUUCAAAAGUCUUAAUUUACCAGAAUAUAACUUUUUAAAUACAGCAUCAGGGGCAGCAAUCAAAAAUACAUUUGUUACACUCAACGCACCGAAAUUAUUUGCAUCAGCAGUUCGAGUCGACACGGAUUCAAAGGGUCGUUUGAAAGAAAUCAAAAUAUGCUACAAUUUACAAUAUCAAUUUACUGUUUGUACUUAA
This is a messenger RNA of Rotaria sordida, 675 nucleotides long. The record is from the annotation of a GenBank genome assembly. NCBI's taxonomy places the organism in Eukaryota, Metazoa, Rotifera, Eurotatoria, Philodinida, Philodinidae.